Molecule: messenger RNA, 1488 nt
Organism: Fusarium mangiferae
Lineage: Eukaryota; Fungi; Ascomycota; Sordariomycetes; Hypocreales; Nectriaceae
Exons: 3
Coding region: 1-1488 (495 amino acids)
Source: RefSeq, a predicted model, not a curated record
AUGGCCGCUCCACGGAGAUCCAAACGAAUCCAGGCUCUCCACCAACCCGACGAAGCACCCCGCGGAAUCACCGAAAGCCCCGAAGCCCUAAACAAAGACCAUACUGAUAACAGAAGAAAGACUUCUGGGAGCCAAAGCGGAAUUCUAGAAGGACAUGCUCCUGAAGAACACCCAGACAGCGAUGCUCCAAAAGACAUUACCCAAAAGGAAGAGACUCGAGUGAUUGAUCCAGCUGUUCGUCGGGCCGAGGAGGGAGAACAGUGGUUUGAGAAGCAAGAAGAAGAACUUGGGGAAAGUGUGAGAAAAUUUACCGAGAGCAAAGAAUAUCUUCAUCGGAUGUUGGCUCUUGAUGGCUACGCCUCCAAUGCAGUACGCCACUGGAAAAGACUCUCCGGCAGUAUUGUGUCUCUUGUACUCGAAAUGGACCUUCGGGGCAUCACCUGGGACAGCCUCGACGAGUCUGUCCAGCAAAAGUUCAUUAGCUUUGCCCCUAACGUUGAAGAGCUUUUUGAUGUAUACGGUAUGCCCCGGCUUGUAUUUCAGCGAUGGAUCUGGGAGAUCAUAGAUGAGAACUUCUUUUCCAAGAAGAGCAAGGAUAUCAUCUGGACCUCUCCAUACUGGGAGACUCAGGCAGCCCUGGAGCGCUACUUACAAGAACAUAACUUCCCAUAUGAUAACAAGAUUGCGUCCUACAAGUUUCCGCACUGGAGACAUACCACGAUGGAGUUCUAUAUGGCACUUGAAGACUCACCAAAGAAGCAUCGAAGGAUUGACCCAGCCUGCGUUGUCCCAAUACUUUCCAAAGCACUCGGCCAAUACUUCCCAGAGAAGCGUGAUGGCACACACCCAAUUAUGCUAGAACUUCUUGAAGAUGCAGUGGUCACUACAGAGUUUUACUUUGACGCCAACCUGACCUUCUUUUCCAUCGUCUUUCAUCACCCCACGACUCAUCAACCUUGUGGUUUUCUCUACGAGCCCGAGCUUGAAGGUAUUGAGGGACAAGCUAUGGACGAAAUUGAAGGCAGCGACAGGGAGGGAGAACCCGUCGAUUUUGUCGCUCAGCCUAUGCUCCUGUGCCGUGGGCAUAUGCAUGGAUAUGAUUACCAUGUCAAGACGGCUGAGAGUCCCAUGGAAGUUUGUGCUGCCUGGCUUCAGGAUCCAGAGAGACCUAGAUUAUCAGAGAUGACAAAAGGGGGUAAGGAACAGGAAAAUAAGGAGACACAUAAGGACAAAGAGUAUGAGGAGGACCAAGAGGAUGAAGAGGUAGAUAAUAGUAAGCAGACAGAUGAGAAGGUAGAUAUAGAGAAAAAAGAACAGAAAGAAGAAGAAGAAAAAGAAGAAGAAGAGGAAGAGAGACAGAGAGGGGAGGAGGAGGGAGAGGAAAGAGGAAAAAAAGAACAAGGAAAAAAGGAACAAGGAAAAAAGAAAAAGAACAACAGAAACAGAAACAAGAACAGAAAAAGAAAUAAAGGGAAGCGUCAACAAUAG